UCUCUUUUUUCCAUUUGGAGUGGUUCCUUCCUUCAUAAUCAUGAAUGAGGAGUAGAGAUUGGCAUGUAAUGCAUGAAUCUGCCUCUUAUUUUUAAGUACUCUAGCUAGUAACAACUUUUUAAAGCAACUUUUGGACUCUUUAACAUUAUAAAUAACCCUCUAAUGAUAUGCCAUUUCCACCACCACCUACUGAAAAUUAAGUAGAAAUCCUUCCCUGAGUAUAACAUUAGGAAAAUAAAUCCUAAUAAUGAACUCAAAGAUGACGUGUAGAAGAUCAUCAUUUAGAAACUCCUCAACAACUGGCCUUAUUGUUAAGAGAUCAGCUGCUGCUCCAAAACCAACGGAAGUAGCAGCAACAGCAGAAGCAACAUUAUCAUUGUUGCCUCAUUCUCAAUCAACCAAAUUCACACAAAGAAGUCAUAGUCGAGGAGGUAAUUAUGGAAAUGAUCAUCAUCAUAACAUACACAGGGCUGCUGAGCCUAUAAUUGAAUUCCCUGUGUCUCCUGACGCUGAUGUUCUUUUGCUUGGAGAAGGGAUUACAAAUUCCAACCACCCACAACACAAAAUGGUUCAUGUGAACCUUCCGAACCCCUUCACUUGCAUGGGCUGUAAGGAGUAUGGUGCUGGCUCACGUUUCACUUGCCAGCAAUGCAAUUUCGAGCUUCAUGACUUUUGUGCUUUAGCUCCUCUUGUUCUCAAGGCCCACCCUCUCCACUCUCAGCACCAACUUGUUUUCAUUCCUAAGCCUGGUAAAGGAGGACUCAUGAGAUCAAAAUGUGAUGUAUGUGGAAAGUCUGCAAAGGGAUACAUGUUUCACUGCAGUGCCUGUAGCUUCCAGUUACACCCUUGCUGUGCGAUGCUAUCAGCUAAGAUGAGUUUCCCCACCCACCCUCAUUCUCUCAUCAUCUUACCAGCCACUGCAAAUUUAGCUAGUCCAGGUGAUCAUAUGUUGUGCAGUGAGUGCAAGAAGAGAAGAGCAGGAAAACUUUACCAAUGCACAGUGUGUGACUACUAUCUGCAUGCUGUGUGUGCAAAGAGUAUGGUGAAUGGUCUCCAUGCCAACGGCAUCAAAGGUCUUGAGAACGGGAAACCCAGCAUGCUUGGUGUGGCUGCUAAAAUUGCAUCUCAUGUUGUUGUAGGGCUCAUGGGAGGAAUCGUUGAAGGUAUUGGAGAAGGAUUAGGGGAAGCUCUGACUCAGAAUUUCCUCAAAGGAAGAUGUAACAGCACAAGGAUAUCCAGGAUUUCUGAGUGAAUAGUUACCUAAAAAUAUCAACUAUGGAGAUGCAAGUGUGUAUGUUUGUAAAAUUAUGUAUGAUCCAAUUAAUUUCAGUAGCAUUCUAGUAUAAUUGGUUGUAAAAUAUAUGUAUGCUGCUAGUGUAUCAGUAUUUAUUCUAGUAUAAUUGGUUGUAAAAUAUAUGUAUGCUGCUAGUGUAUCAGUAUUUAGUCUGUUGUUAGUGCCAAAGAAUUUCAGUAAAGUAGAGCUGACUUCUAGUAUAUAUGAGUAUAUCCCAUGGCUUCAAUCCGGGAUCGAGGCAUGUAAGGCUCCAACGGACGCCUCCCACAUAUUACUGAGAUAGGAGAACUAUGGGCUAUGGGUCUCAAGAGUUAUCUAUAUGGAGAAAAUAUUGUGUGGCGGAUAGAGUUUUAAUAUUUGGGUAUGGAUUAUUCUUCAAAAUCAAGCUAAAAAUAUAAUCUAAUUUAUUUAUUGGUUA
Molecule: messenger RNA, 1712 nt
Organism: Beta vulgaris subsp. vulgaris (sugar beet)
Lineage: Eukaryota; Viridiplantae; Streptophyta; Magnoliopsida; Caryophyllales; Amaranthaceae
Exons: 2
Coding region: 248-1252 (334 amino acids)
Source: RefSeq, a predicted model, not a curated record